AUGCUGAUCAAAAACCAUUGCAAUAGCCAAAUGGGAGGCUUUGCUUUGACAACAGUGGCUUGGAUUAUUUGUUGUAUCUCCAUAGGAUUACCUCAGUGGCAUGUUUGGCACUUUCAAGAUCCUGUAGCCUUUAAGGCUACCACAGCAUUUGUUGGCAUGUGGAGAGUCUGUACUUUCCAGUAUGAUGACAACUUUAGCAACAUCAAAAUAUGUCACCAAUACAACUACCAUGAUACCUUCAUUCCUUUGGAUAUCAGAGUGACCCAACAAUUGCUACUGGCCGCUAGCUUUCUUGGGCUGAUAGGGAAAGUCAUCAUCAUUAUUUCCCUUUGGAAUGUGUGUAGAGGAAGAGUACGUACAAAUUCCAUUUUCAAUCCAUUUGGUCUAUCUGGAAUUCUGAACAUCAUUGCUAGCAGCUUUCUUUUCCUUGCUGUACUAUUUAAUUAUGUAUCCAUCAUACUCCAAGAGGGUAUAGUAUUCCCACGAUCUUUCAAUGUGCCUUCCCAGCCAGACACCCAGGAAAUUGGAAGUGCCAUGGCCUCGGCAAUGACAGCUGCAGUUUUCUUUCUAUUAAGUGGCACAAUUUUGCUUACUUCAAAUUUUCCUGCAGACAAGCCAUUACGUUUUAAAUAUUCAAAGUAA
Molecule: messenger RNA, 642 nt
Organism: Grammomys surdaster
Lineage: Eukaryota; Metazoa; Chordata; Mammalia; Rodentia; Muridae
Product: claudin-34-like
Exons: 1
Coding region: 1-642 (213 amino acids)
Biological process (GO): bicellular tight junction assembly; cell adhesion
Cellular component (GO): plasma membrane; bicellular tight junction
Molecular function (GO): structural molecule activity
Source: RefSeq, a predicted model, not a curated record